AUGGAUGAUGGUACGAGGGACUACAUCCGGGACUUGGAAGCAAAACUCGAGGCCCAAGGAGCUGCGGCGAGGGAUCGAGAAGCCGACACAGCGGAAACCAUCCAGAGUCUGCUGGAAGACAACGAAAUUCUUCAACAAAGAAAUCAACAACUCGAAUGGGAGCUCGACAGCCUCCGUGAUCGACUCCAGGACGCCACGGCCUUAUCAGAUGCGCGCGGCAAAGAACUCAUAAGCGCGCAGACAUUCCUAUCAACUGCAGAUAAUAUCUCGGUGUCCGAAGUUAUCAGCAAGAUUGCCGCUUUAAACGAGGAAGUGUUCCAAAUCUCAGCUUUCCUCGGGGACUGCCUGAUCUGCCGGCAUGAACCGCCCACACCCGAACAAGACCUUCAAGAAAUCUUCGAGACACUGCAAAGGCGUCUCGGCACCGAGAUCGCAUUCGCACUUUCUCAGCAACCGCAUACCGAGGAGAAAGAGCCAAAUCGAUUACUCGCACAAAUGGUCCUUCAGAUCAAUCUCGUGAAGUUUUGUUUUCGGAAGAUUCGCGCAUGGCAUUCUGAUGGAGAGCUUCACCAUCUCCUGGGAGACAUCUUCCACGGGAUUCGAUCUUCUCAACAACAGGCUGUUUCUGGCCGUUGGAGAGCCUUGACACGUUCAGAGAUCGAAUUUUCGUCCGAAACAUGGGAGAACGAAGUAAUGGCAUCAAUUUCCAAAAUAUUUGCCGUAGCCAGAUGGGACUUCCCAGGCCCUGAUCAGCGCACAUCCUUCCAGCGUCAACUCUCCACUCUGUUCAAUGCAAUUAAAGAAAUACGAUUGGUCCUUGGCCAGCAAUUCACCUCUGCGGACCUUGAAGUUCGCAUUCCCCGCACGGACAUGGUUUAUGACCCAACACUCCUGGACGAAGCGUACUCCGACGGAAGAGCAUCAGAAAGAGAGGCUAGGGCUGAAGAAGUUGCUGGAACGAUAGAGAUGGGACUGGUCAAGGUGCAGCCGCUUCAAGGAUCCGAACGCCUUCAAGAAGAAAUUCUGCUCAAACCCAAGGUCCUAUUAGGUCCUACCCUGAGAGAAGCGCUGCAUCCUCCAUCAGGAACAAGUUAUUGUAGGGAAGAGAGACGUGAAAGAAUGCAUCGGCCCUUGGAGGGAAAGAACUGA
Messenger RNA from Cyclocybe aegerita, 1149 nucleotides. The record is from the annotation of a GenBank genome assembly. NCBI's taxonomy places the organism in Eukaryota, Fungi, Basidiomycota, Agaricomycetes, Agaricales, Hemipholiotaceae.